CUUUACCCCAUGCAACUUCUGAUGCCAUUCGGUUUCUAAGCUCGACACAGUCAAGCUGGAUGUUGGGCGGACUUCUUCUUACAACUGAGUAUCUUUUGGUCCCAAUGUGGUACAUAGUUCAGACACAGAUCAUGAAGGAAUAUCCAGCAGAACUAACAGUGGUUUUCUUCUACAAUAUAGUCGUGAGUGUACUUGCUGCGAUUGUGGGCGCUUUCAUGGUACCAGACCCGACCAAAUGGAAGAUUAGACUGGAUAUCUCACUUGCCUGGGCACUAAGAGUGAAGGGACCAGUCUAUGUGGCAAUGUUCAAGCCACUGUAAUCGGCAUAGCCGUGGCCAUGGGAGUUGUCAUCCUGGGUGAUACUCUCUACUUGGGAAGCAUCAUUGGAUCAACAAUUUUAGCCAUUGGGUUUUACACUGUGAUGUGGGGAAAAGCCAAGGAGAAGGAUGACAACCUUAAAGCUAGUGACUUGGAGUCCUCGACGUCUGAAAAGUUACCCUUGUUACAAGGUCGUAAAUGUGAAGACAUGCCAAACGAGUCAUGGGAUAGAUAAAAGUGUGUAGUUUGGUCAACUGUGUAAUGUAAAAUAUCUAUGCAUCGUGAAAGCGCUGCGAGAACUGAAACAUGUGCACUUAGGAACUAAGAUAUGUAUUAAAGUAGUUAAUCAAAUUGGGUGCAAGAA
Messenger RNA from Cuscuta campestris, 682 nucleotides. The record is from the annotation of a GenBank genome assembly. Lineage: Eukaryota; Viridiplantae; Streptophyta; Magnoliopsida; Solanales; Convolvulaceae.